This is a messenger RNA of Polypterus senegalus (gray bichir), 7544 nucleotides long. RefSeq names its product hypoxia-inducible factor 1-alpha-like. Gene Ontology annotation, molecular function: protein dimerization activity; RNA polymerase II transcription regulatory region sequence-specific DNA binding; DNA-binding transcription factor activity, RNA polymerase II-specific. NCBI's taxonomy places the organism in Eukaryota, Metazoa, Chordata, Cladistia, Polypteriformes, Polypteridae. The transcript is spliced from 16 exons. Bases 159 to 2534 code for a protein of 791 amino acids. Gene Ontology annotation, biological process: cellular response to hypoxia; regulation of transcription by RNA polymerase II. The record is from RefSeq and is a predicted model, not a curated record.
CACGACUUGCUCACUCUGUGUGAAACAAACAACCUCAGCACACUCUUUACACCUGGAAGUGAUGGGCUCUGUUUUAAAAGUGACAGAAUAGACGAGAAGCAAACAACAAAGCAAAGAAGAAAAAUUCUUUUUUUUUCCUUGGACUGAGAAAAAUCAAAAUGAAUGACAGAAAGGAAAGGAAAAGGAGAAUAUGCUCUGAGAAAAGAAGAGAAAAAUCCCGUGAUGCUGCUCGAAGCAGAAGAGGUAAAGAGAACGAGCUGUUUGCUGAACUGGCCCUGCAGCUGCCGCUACCCCAAGGGAUGGCCCAAUACCUAGACAAAGCAUCCAUUGUGAGGCUAACACUCAGCUACCUACAUCUUCGUACUGUUCUGUCUAACAUAGGGACAGAAGAUGUCAAGACAUCAAAGACGGAUGAUCUCCUGAGUUCAAUGCUUGACAACUUCCUACUUCUGCUGUCUCAGAGUGGGCACGUAGUUUACAGCUCGGAGGCCAUAACCAAACACAUCGGCAUCAAUCAGAUGGAGUUAAUUGGGCAAAACAUUUUCGAAUUUAUCCAUCCUUGUGACCAAGAAGAAAUAAGAGACAUUCUCAGUUUUAAACAAGAUUCCUUAAAGAGUGGCCAACAAGACUAUGAUUUCUUCAUCAGAAUGAAGUGUACACUUACAAAUCAAGGACGUACUGUCAACAUCAGAUCAGCCUCCUGGAAAAUGCUCCACUGUAUUGGACGGGUGAGACAUCCAUGCCCUGUGCCAGCAUCAUGCAGGACCCCUAACGGUUGUCUGGUUCUGCUGUGUGAGUCCAUUCCUUUCCCUGACAGCAUGGAGACGAAAGAAAACCAAAAUAUGUUCCUGAGCCGACAUAAUGUGGAUAUGUGCUUCACGGACUGCGAUCAUAGGGUGAAAGAUUUGGUUGGUUAUGAUGCAAGUGAGUUAGUUGGCCGAUCUGUAUAUGAAUACUAUCACGCUCUGGACACUGACCACAUAAGGAAGACUCAUCAAAGCUUGGUGACCAAAGGCCAAGCUUCCACAAGACAUUAUCGACUACUGGCCAAAAAAGGUGGAUAUGUAUGGGCACAGACUGAUGCAGCAGUGAUUUAUAAUAACCGCAGUGGCCAGCCUCAGUGUGUCAUCUGUAUCAACUAUGUUCUGAGUGGUCUAGAAGAAUCUGAAGUAGUAUUUUCACUGGAACAAACAAAGAAUCUUUUGAAACCUUAUACUUCUAACAUGCCAAUAUCCCAGUCUGUGGAUUUUUUUGCUCAAACUCCAGAAGAGUUGGCACAGCUGGCACCAGAGCCUGGAGAUACCAUUGUUCCCCUAAAUUUCAACAAUGAGGACACAGAACUACCAGAUCUUAACCAGUCCUACAGUGAUCCUCUGGGAUACACACCAGAAAUAUUUAGAACAAAGAAGGGUGGUGCUUUUAAGAAGGAAUUUCAGAUGUACUUUUCUGAGAAACAGAUCAACAGCAAUGUGGAGGAGCCUAGGAAGCUACCAAGGGGAAACUACAAUGCUAGUUCUUUCUCAAACCAUGACGUUUCAGAAGAACAACUUUACAGUCAGCCUGUCAAAUUCAUCGAAAGCAUGUUUGAGUGGGACUAUGAGGGACAGAAUCGAGUUGGCCUGCAGAAUGACCUGAGUGAGCUUGAUUUGGAGACGCUUGCACCUUAUAUUCCCAUGGAUGGGGAAGACUUCCAGUUGACGCCCAUCAGCUAUGACACCAAGGAAGGUGUAUCCAGUUUGCCUGAAAGUGAAGACUGUGCAUAUGAGGCAACAUUCCCAGCCCCGGAGCAAACAGAUGAGAACUACACCAUUUCGCCUUCUUCCUCUCUUAAAGAUGUUCAUUCAUGCUUUCCUACAAAGUUAGAGGCACCUUCACAUUUUCAGCAAACUGCUAACACACCUCAGCGGUCACUGAAUCCCUUAUUCAACAGUGUGGUAUAUCAGUUCUGGUCGGAGCAAAAGCCACCAGCACACUGCAUGCAGCCAUCAGGACACAGGCUUGGUGCUGUAACACCACUUGGUGCUGGACGUGGAUGUUCAGGUCCUGGUUGUGACAAUGAAAUCCCUCAAAAGAGAAGAAAACAAAAUGACUGCUUUAAUCCUAUACAGUGCAAUACAGAGUAUGUAUGCAGUAGUUUAUGGGAGAGACAGCAGACCCUCUGGAAGAGAAAGAAAACUUAUCUGAAACCAAGAAAAAUCACUGGCUUCCUCACAUGGGCAGACAGAGACCCCUACUUGUGGAAUGCAGGUACUGCAGGAUCACACUCCUAUGUACAUGAUGUAAACAGGAAUGCAACUUUGCAGAUGUCACUGGCUCCAAAUAUUGGCCAUCAUCUCAAUAGGACCAGCCUAUCACCAGAAAACCUACCUGAAAGAACAGGUCUAUCCAAUUGCCUGCUGCAUCCAGCUCUUGACCGCUCUGUGUUACCAGUACUGACUCGUUGGGAAUGUGAAGUCAAUGCCCCAUUAACAGGUCCAUCCCGCCUGCUGCACGGAGCAGAAAUCCUUCGGGUUCUUGACCAGGCCGCUUUAUAACUGACCACUGUGACCAGCAUCUGCUUGGCCUGAAUCGGGAGAAGGAUCUUACUUGGAUACCUGUCCUCGCAACUGAUCGAGCAAUAACAUACAGUGAAAUCAUUUGAUACGGCAAGUCAUUGUUGUUUUGGACAGAUUUUUGACUUUUCAACAAUACAACGUUCCAACGGACUCCUGUGGCAUGCACUGCAUUGUUCUUUUUUUGCUUGCUGCCUGCUGGAUAUUUAGUAAGAUGACGCCUCCUGAAUAAUUCCAGGGAAAAUACUCAACCUGCACUUCUUUAUAAGCAUCACUUUAUUGUGAGAAAAGUGGUAAAGAUCAUUAUAUAGUAGUUAUAUGUUAAAGCUUUAAGUGCUUUUGUAGUCAAAAGAUACUGUUGUGUAUUUGUUUGACUGAAUGAACAAAGUAAUAUUUAGCAGAAUAUCAUUACAUUUUUUAACAUGUAGCAUUUUACUACUGAAAUGGGUUUGUUUAAGAUUUUAUCUUUAAAUUAAUAAUUUUACGCACUUUUAAAAGUAAUAUCAAUAAUAAUGAAAUUAAAUUAUCUAUGACGCACAACUGAUUAUUUAGCUGAGUAUGUUUUAAUCAGCACAGUACUGUGCCUCAUUUUUUAGUACUGUUCCCGUCUCAGUCCCAGGAAUCUGCGCUAGAUUCCAAUCUAAUGCACUGUGCACCUACUUCCCAUGCAUGUAGGUUUUCACCAGGUACUCCAGACUCCUUCCACAUUUUGUGUUAAUUGGCAGCACUAAAUUGGCUUGAUACUGGAGCAAUUAUGGGUGCGUGUUUGCCCUGCAAUAGACUGAUAUUUCAUGCAGCUUUGCUUUCUACUCUGUGAAGGGGUUAUAAAGAUAGCUCCUGCAUCCCUGAAACCUACUAUUGUACAAAGUGAAUUCAGAAAAGGGGUGAAUGAAUGUUAUAUAGUAAACACAAAACCCUAACCCUAACCCUAACACCUACCAGCAUGAAAUCACUUAGUGAAUACAAUUACUAAAGUCUUAAAUGUACCCUUAACAUAGUAUGAGAAGUUAAAAGGUUACAGCAAAUAUCUACGUUGACAUUCAGAUUUUUAUAUGUUGCUGUCCUAAAAGGCAUCAUAAUCAGUAGGAUGGACAAGAUGUCAGACUGUAAAGUAAGAAGUCAGUAGCUGAGUUCCCAAAGACUCCCAUAAAGAUUUACAUUGUGACACUAAAUCAGUCACCUAAACUGUUUCUGCUACUAUUUUAGAAAGGAAUAAACAACUGUGCUGUACAUUCAAAAUUCCUAUUUAGAAAUGUGCCUUAUAAAAUAGCUUUUUAUUCAUUUAUAUCGGAGUUGGUAAUACUGGAGUUUUGUUCAUGCUGAGAUAAGGAAACCAUUUUGAGGCCACAAUAUAGUCAUCAAAACAACAAUUAUUGGGUUCAGUUCUGAAAGCACAAGUAUCUCUGCCAAUUAGUGCAACAACUGCCCAAUCUCCUCAACAUGUCUUCCUUGACAUGGGGUGCACUAGACCUCGGUGAGGUCAGUCAAUCAUAACUGUAAUGGAGUUCAUGUGUCUAGGGCACACUCCAGACAUCAAUGUAGUAUACAGUAUGCUACCAGGCAUCCGUGUAGCAUAACAUAUGUUAAAAAACAGACUAUGCUAACCAUAAAUUCAUUAUAUCGUGUUGCUUUUUUAUAAUCAGGAUGACAAUUUGCUAACUUGUGUAAUUUGGGUUUCUUUGUGUAGUACUUUACUUACACAACACCAAACCACCAAGUUGAACAGUUGUGCAAUUCCUGUAUACAUGUUGGCCUAAACCUUUUGUUUUCAGCAAAGAAUGAAAACAUUAACUUUUAGGGACUUUCAUAUUAUGAGAGGCUGUUGUCACAGGUCUGAAACUUUAAAUCUCAUUCCCAUUCUUGCUCUUUUAGACAAGACAGUUGUUCAAUCACACUAUGCACAAAAAUAUACAGUAUAAAAGUUGUAUUAGUUAAAAAGGAGCAUUAUCACCUAUUUUAGAAUAUAUUUUCAUACAAAUUUCUUAGGCAGACAUCAUACCAAUGCACUAUGCAAAUGUAGGACUUUAGCAAACUUAUUUAUAUAUAUUUGUGAGAAUUGCUUCAAAAGUAAUAAGUAUAUAAUUAAAUAAAGAUAUAAGUGUUAAAUCGCUACAUUUCAUUCAAAUCCACAUCUUUUUUUUUCUUACAUACAAAAUCAACAUCGCAAAUGAGGUAUUUUUCCACUGUUUUUCAAGUUUAAAGUUGUGUUGGAUCUCUGUUCCAGCCAAGUAUAAAGCUUCCAUUAUCUCUUGGAUUUCCUGGUGCCCUACAGUGAGCUCUGUGGAUAUUUAUACUAUUAUCACGCAUCAGUCCUUUCUGAUUGAUAUCUUUCUUUUUUGCCACUAAUUGGAGGGAAUUCGCUUAUUACCACCACAUGGCUGAGACAAUUGGAGACGUCCAUUUUUCUAUCUUUAGAAUGCUCUUAACUCAUCAUCUGACACUGGUUGUGCCCAUGCAGUAAUGGGUGAAUGUCAUCUGGAAACAUUUUCUCCCUUAAAAAAAUUAAAUUGCUACUCGUCAGCAAAAUGGCAUAUCCUUUGCUGUCAGUCAUUGUCAGCCAUUUUUUCGCACUGAACUUACAAAAAAUAUUUUUUAAUCAGGUGUAAGACAAUAGAUCAAGUUAUGCUACUGCACAUUACAAUGUUAUCACCAUUUUCUGGAAAUUCAUAUCUGCUCAUUACAUUUGGUACAACUCUCAGAUUAAUCUUUUGUUGUUGAUAUAUUGGCUAAAAAACUGGCUCACCAAGGGUAAUAUAGUAAGUCAGAGAUAGGGAAUAAACUGGCAUCCAAGUGGUUUACAUUGCAACAAUAUAGUUAAGUCCCAGAGUUGGUUACAACAUGAAUGAAGACAGUAACAGAAUCUCAAAACAUAAGCUAAAACACCCAUAAAAUGAUCCCAUAAAAUAUAAUUCAGAAAAAAAGUCAAUGCACAAAUUAAUUACUUCAUAUUUCAUUAGCUUUCUAUGCAGGGUGUAUGUUGCAUGUUCUGUUCGUGUUCCCCUGGCUUGUACUUCACCCCCUUCCCACAUCCCAAAGACAUAUGCAUUAAGUUAACUGGGUACAUUAAGCUGGCCUGGUAUGUGUGUGAGUGAGUUAGUGAGUCUUAUGCCAGACCAGAAUCUCAUCCAAGUUUGGCUUCUACUUUGCACUCAGAUCUAAACUGUAGGCUCCUUCUCCCAUGAGCCUUUAGUAUUAAAGCAGGAAUAUGUCAGGGAACAUUUUAAAAUCAUAAUUUUACUUAUAAACACUAUAAGGGAUAAAAAAGUUAUUUGUAUGAGAGCCUUAAUCCUAUUCUUCUAUUUUUAUUCUAAAUGGGAGAAUACUAUUAACACACUGUCGUGCUGCAAUUCCAUAUUCAAUAAAAUAAAAGAAAAAAGUAGCACUUUGUUAAAUGUCUAAACCAUUUUCUUUUUAUUUCUUUUGAUUUAAUUUAUAUUGCUCAUAGUUACUGUAUAUUCACUUAAAUUGUUUAUUUAAAUGCUUUUUCAACUGAAUUUUUAAAAACAUAUUUAUUUAAUUGCACGCUUAUGGUCACAUGUACAAUUUAAUGCGUUAAAAGCAUAUUGCCACUAAUAAAAAUUAAUGGAAUUACCAUGCAAAAUGUUUUACAAUUUUAGUGGCGACCAACCCUCAGCAUUUGCACUUUUCUGUUUUAGCCAAACUAUGAUAGAACCAUAGACACAUGGAAUAAAUUACCAAGGAGUGUGGUAGAGAGUUAGAUUUCAGGUACCUUCAAAUUUUAACUUGAUGUUCUUUUUGGAGAAAUUAGAUGGAUAGGAUUGGUGAGCUUUGUUGGACUGAAUAGCUUUUUCUCGACAAAAAUGUCCUAAUGUUGUAAUCUCUUAAUCAGCGACUGCCUCUUUCCCAUUACUAAAUUCUGUUUUAAACUUAAUCCAAGGUGACAUUUAGUCUGUAACUGGGGUGAAAAGGAAUAGUUGUUGUUGUUAUUAUUAUUAUUAUAUCAGAAGUAAAUGAGAGAAUUCACAUUAUAUUUAACAAUAAGCCAGGACAGCACAACAAUACAGACAUUAGGGCUGUUGUCACAAGGCUUCAGGGGCACAAGUUCAGUUCUUGGCCAUGCCCACGUUUGUGUGAACUUUAUAGCCCAAGUAGGUUUUCACCAGGUACAGCAGUUUGUCAUAAUCUGACACACUUGAAUGAUUAAUACAUUUGCUAAGAUGUACCCAUUAUGAGAGAGUGUGUGAUGAAGGCACAUCCCAUUCAGGGUUAUUUAAUUCCCAACUUGUCCUUGAUUCUUCUGAGGUGGAUAAACUCAGGCUCUCUGUGAAUCCUGUAAUUGAAAACGUGAAAUUAGAAAAUGGAUGGAAGGAUAGAUGGAUGAACUUGCCUAGCAAAGGAUUUAUCUUAUUUUCUUUUUCUGCUGAAUCUACAUUCUUUUUAAAAAGCACUUAAUGGGCAGAAAAUGUCAGUAGACUUUUAGGAAUAUGUAAGAAAUAAUGAAAGAUCAGAUGGAGCUGUAUCCUUUAAUGUGAAUCCAAACAUGUCAUGUGCACAAUAAGUAUUAAAAAUUUACACAACUGCUCUUUAAGUUUAAAUCCAAAUAUCAUUAAGAAUACAUACUGCAAGGAUAGACUAUAGAAAGUAUAUAUUUAAUUAGAAAAUUAAAGUACUGUUUUUAAAUAUUAUUGUUUUGGUGUUUGUUUUUUCCAAUACUUUAAUAUGUUGGGCAAAGAAACAUUAUUUAUAAAAGAUGACUAAUUGGUAUUUCUAAACUAAUAAUUUAUUACAUUUUAUCAGAAAUUGUUAGUGCACAGUGAAGCAAUUCCAAUUUGUUUUUUAUUUAAAUUAAUCCAUCUGUUGACUGACCUGAAAUUUUACAAAUUCUUUUUAAUGAGGUACCUUUGGUCAAGGAUAGAAACUAGCAAUGUCCAUCGAAAAAUAUGCAUUUUUUUGUUAAUGAGGCAUUUUAACUUGUCUGUGAAUUUUUGUAAUAUGAAAGAAUUGCCAUGGAAAUAAAUGUUUUUAUGAGGA